Molecule: messenger RNA, 2523 nt
Organism: Microtus ochrogaster (prairie vole)
Lineage: Eukaryota; Metazoa; Chordata; Mammalia; Rodentia; Cricetidae
Gene: Cd248
Product: CD248 molecule
Biological process (GO): cell migration
Cellular component (GO): extracellular matrix; external side of plasma membrane
Molecular function (GO): extracellular matrix binding; extracellular matrix protein binding; calcium ion binding
Source: RefSeq, a predicted model, not a curated record
CGUCGCGAUGCUGCUGCGCCUGCUGCUGUCCUGGGCGGCCGCGGUGCCCGCACUGGGCCAGGCCCCUUGGAUACCCGAGCCCCGAGCCGUCUGCGGCCCGGGCAGUUGCUACGCGCUCUUUCCCCGGCGCCGCACCUUCCUGGAAGCUUGGCGGGCGUGCCGCGAGUUGGGGGGUAACCUGGCCACGCCGCGGACCCCGGAGGAGGCCAGGCGUGUGGACAGCCUGGUGGGCGUCGGGCCGGCCAACGGGCUGCUGUGGAUAGGGCUGCAGCGGCAGGCUCGACAAUGCCAGCCGCAGCGCCCACUGCGGGGCUUCAUAUGGACCACGGGAGACCAGGACACCGCCUUCACCAACUGGGCCCAGCCGGCUACGGAAGGACCCUGCCCGGCCCAGCGCUGUGCUGCCCUUGAGGCCAGUGGAGAACAUCGCUGGCUCGAAGGCUCCUGUACACUGGCUGUCGAUGGCUACCUCUGCCAGUUUGGUUUUGAGGGUGCCUGCCCUGCCUUGCCGGUUGAGGUGGGCCAAGCAGGCCCAGCUGUCUACACCACACCCUUCAACCUGGUUUCCAGCGAGUUCGAGUGGCUGCCCUUUGGCUCCGUGGCAGCUGUGCAGUGCCAGACUGGCAGGGGAACCUCUCUGCUGUGCGUGAAACAACCUUCAGGUGGUGUUGGUUGGUCCCAGGCUGGCCCCCUGUGCCCAGGGACUGGUUGUGGUCCUGACAACGGGGGCUGCGAACACGAGUGUGUGGAAGAGGUGGAUGGUGGUGUGUCCUGCCGCUGCAGUGAAGGCUUCCGGCUCGCCGCAGAUGGGCACAGUUGUGAAGACCCCUGUGCACAGGCCCCCUGUGAGCAGCAGUGUGAGCCUGGUGGGCCCCAAGGCUAUAGCUGCCACUGUCGUCUGGGCUUUCGGCCAGCUGAGGAUGAGCCACACCGCUGCGUGGACACGGAUGAGUGCCAGAUUGCUGGAGUAUGCCAGCAGAUGUGUGUCAACUAUGUUGGUGGCUUUGAGUGCUAUUGCAGCGAAGGUCAUGAGCUUGAGGCAGAUGGCAUCAGUUGUAGCCCUGCAGGAGCCAUGGGUGCCCAGGCUUCCCAGGACCUUAGAGAUGAGUUGCUGGAUGAUGGAGAAGAAGGGGAGGAUGAAGAGGAAGCCUGGGAGGCCCUUGAUGGCACCUGGACGGAGGAACAGAGGAUUCUAUGGAUGGCGCCUACACAACCACCUGACUUUGGCCUGGCCUAUAGGCCCAAUUUCCCACAGGAUGGAGAGCCUCAGAGAUUGUACCUGGAGCCUACCUGGCCACCACCACUCAGUGCCCCCAGGGGCCCCUACCACUCCUCGGUGGUCUCUGCCACACGGCCCAUGGUGAUCUCUGCCAUGGAACCCACACUGCCUUCUGCCCACAAGACUUCUGUUAUUUCAACCACGCACCCAGCCCUCAGCCCUGUCCACCCACCUGCCAUGGCCCCUAUCACACCUCCAGCUGUGCUCCCUGAGUACCGGAUCCCCAAAAUCAAGGCCAAUUAUCCAGACCUGCCUUUUGGCUACAAGCCUGGGAUUAUCUCAGCCACUCACCCAGCGCGGCCUCCUGCUUACCAGCCCCCCACUAUCUCAAGCAGAUAUCCCCAAGUAUUCCCUCCCCACCAGUCCCCUAUGUCUCCAGACACCCACAGGAUCACUUACUUGCCUUCAGUCCCACCUAACCUCAACCCCGGGGAUACCACUUCCAAAGCUCAUCAACGCCCCCUGGCCCCAGAUGUUCCAGGCAUCAGAACCCAGGCUCCCCAGCUUUCUGUCUCAGCUGUCCAGCCCUCUCUGCCUAGCCCCUCUAAGUCCUCUGCCCACGAAGCCCCUGUGCCUGCUGCCACCCAUCCUCCGGCCCUCCCGUCUCCUCUUCCCCCUCAGAGCCCCGUUAACCAGACCUCAACUAUCAGCUCUACGCGUCCCUAUUCCAGAGCCCCUCUAUUCCCAAGGGAAGGAGCUCCCAGUCCCAAAUUGGUGCCAUGGCUGCCCUCAGUGGCCCCCACAGCAGCUCCAACAGCCUUGGCAGAGGCGGGUCUUGCAGACCAAAGUCAGAGGGAUGACCGGUGGCUGCUGGUGGCACUCCUGGUACCAACAUGUGUCUUCUUGGUGGUCCUGCUUGCACUGGGCAUCGUGUACUGUACCCGCUGUGGCCCCCAUGCCCCCAACAAACGUAUCACUGACUGCUAUCGCUGGGUCACACAAGCUGGGAACAAGAACCCAACAGAACCCAUGCCCCCCAGAGGCAGCCUUACAGGGGUACAGACCUGCAGAACCAGUGUGUGAUGGGGCACAGAUACCCCUUGUGAGGUAGGAGGAAAGGACUUGCUUUGGACACAUGGAUGGAUGAGACCGCACCAGGGACUUAUGGGGGCUACCCAGAUGGACAGGAAGAAUUCUGCUCCUUGGGCCCAGCAUUCAUGGCAAAGGAGACACCAAGGCCUCCAGGACCUGAAGGGGUGGGUGCUGGGAUCUUCUCCAAUAAAUGGGGUGCCAACCUCACCCAA